UGACGUAGACACGUUUGUUUCGUCACGGUGAUCAGACCUGGACAGUGUUCUAGAAAUUUCCGUCCACCAAGAUAGGCGGCGCUCUCGUACGUUGCGCUUUCAGUAUUCGGGAUAUUCGGGCUUGCUUUCGCUUGGACGCGUGGACAAAAUUUUGUUUCGUAUCGAUCGCGUAAAUUUUUCGAAUCUCUGAGUACGAACUUCCGAGACUACGCAGCAAAAUGUCUCUCUUUGGAUCGUUUAUGGGUGAUGACGAUAUCUUCAAUAUGUUUGGACCUCCUAUGCAUACUAUGAGACAAAUGAACAAUAUGAUGAGCUCCUUCUUCGGUGAUCCCUUUUCAAUGAUGGGACAGAAUGCUCUCAUGCCUCAUAAUAGAGGAACAAAUGAUAUGUCAUUGUCACUGUUUGACCCAAAUUUUGGACGAUUUGGUUUUAGCAACAUGGCUUCUGACGGGAGUUGUCACUCUUUUAUGAGCCAAUCUGUGAUGACCAUGUCCAGCGGCCCUGAUGGACGUCCCCAGGUUUAUCAGGAAACUAUGUCUACAACAACAGCACCCGGCGGCAUAAAAGAGACCAAGAAGACAGUGAGUGAUUCUCGUACCGGAACCAGAAAAAUGGCUAUUGGUCAUCACAUUGGCGAAAGAGCGCACAUUCUCGAAAGGGAGCGAAAUAUGCGUGGUGAGGAAGAAGAACGACAGGAAUUCAUUAAUUUGGAGGAAGAAGAGGCAGACAGCUUUAAUCAAGAAUGGGAAACACGUACGCGACGUGGCGCUGGUGCGAUUAACGCUCCAAAUGCAAUUGCUAAUAACAACAGGUAUCGACCAGAGCCAAGGCAAUUGGCUUUACCAUCUACCACAGAGCAACCUGCAAGUGAACAUUCUAAUAGAGGUAAAUGGUUCCGUCCUAAACGUUCUGUAAGGUCCUUAUUGUCUUCUAAGACAAAAAAUACGUCUUCUUCAAGUAAAUCGAAAACCGCAUCGUCUUCGAGAGCUGAACUUUCGGCGCCGUAUCCAACUGGAUCUCGAAAACGCGAGCAUAAACUGGAUAGCCAACUUUAGUAACAAGCGUCGCGCUGGAUCUCAUAGUGACGACUAGAAUAUUUGAAACAAUUAUCCGUAACGUAUACCGAAUUUUAUUUCCACUAUACAAGAAACCUCACGUAACGAAAUAUAUCUUAAACGGAAACUAUGAAUAUAUGUUCUUAUUAUAAUUUCAUUAACGUUCUCAUAAGAAAAUAUUAUGCGGUUUAUUUUUUUUUUUCUAAAUAUUGUUUACUUUUACUUCUCUCAUUGUAUAAAAAUAUAAUAUCAUUUUUUGAUGUAACUAAUUAAAUUGGUUCACAGUUUAAAGACUAUUUAGGUAGCAAAUCUUUUAGGUUUGAAUAUGAACAUUUAAGUAGAUUCGUGUAUAGAUUUUAAGUUAUUCAGCCAACUUCGCGAAAUUGUUCUCGCCUUUUAAUCGGUCCCAAUUGGCGGGCAUAAAAAGAUCUUUUGUUAUCCUGGUAGAUAACAAUAACUCUCCUUAGUUUAUCAUUCAAUAUUUAUAAUACACGACAUUGUAACAUGUGUCAUGUUUGCCGUCAUUUUAAUCGGAAAAAUCGAUCAAAUAUGACAAAUUUGUAUAAUUGUUAUAUCAUCAAUACGACUACUCGUAUGAUUGUUAUUAAGUAACAAAUUUCAUUUUUUUUGUUAAUAAAUGUUGCCUCAAUGGCAAUAAACAGAGAAGAUACUGAAGCACGACAGAAAACCGAUAAGUUUUUUCUUUGAAUCUUGGUUAUAAAAGGAAUCGAAAAAUCUGCAUUGAGUACCAAGACAAUUUCGUGGAGUUCACUAUAUGUAUGUAUAUAUAUAUACAUAUAUAUGCAAAAAGAAAUUAAAAAAUAAGGUUCUCUGAAGCAGUACUAUUAUAGCAGACAAAUUUUUUGUAUCAGUAACUUCUAAAUAGUAUCAGUAUAUCAAUAUAUCAGUUUUUAUUUGAGUAAAUCCUAAUUUUGCGGGAUGUUUGCUUUUUAUUGGAUAUAUCAAAAGAUUCAAGUUACACNAGGUACAAUAAUGAGGAUUAACUCUGCUUUUUGAAGAAAGAUAAUAUUGAUGUGGAUAUAAUUUAUACAAAUUAAAUAAAGUUCUUCUGAUAUUUAUUUAGUUUCUAAGAAUUAAUGAUAUAAAGGAUGUAGUUUGAAUGUGCAAUGAUAAGCGUAUAUAAUCAGAGAUAAACAUGACACAUUCAUCCGCAGUUUCUAUAAUGUAAUAAAAUAUCUANAAGUGUAAAGGGAAUAAAUGAUAUCUUGUUCCGAAUA
Molecule: messenger RNA, 2293 nt
Organism: Pseudomyrmex gracilis
Lineage: Eukaryota; Metazoa; Arthropoda; Insecta; Hymenoptera; Formicidae
Gene: Mlf
Product: myeloid leukemia factor
Exons: 6
Coding region: 219-1055 (278 amino acids)
Biological process (GO): regulation of DNA-templated transcription
Cellular component (GO): nucleus; cytoplasm
Source: RefSeq, a predicted model, not a curated record